AUGAACGGGACGGGACGGGAGUGCGGGCGCGGCGGGUCAGCGCUGCCGGCCAAGGCUCACCCGCUGAUCAGCGCCCUCAUGUUCUCGGCCGGGCUCCUGGGCAACCUCCUGGCGCUGGGGCUGCUGCUGCACGGCCGCCGCGGGCCCCGCCAGCGCCCGCCCUCGCUCUUCCACGUCCUGGUGCUGGCCCUGGUGGUCACCGACCUGCUGGGCACCUGCUCCGUCAGCCCCUUCGUCCUGGCGUCCUACCACCGCAACCACACCCUCACCGCCCUGGUCCAGGGAGGGCACAUCUGCCUCUACUUCGGCUUCGCCAUGAGCUUCUUCGGCCUCGCCACCAUGCUCAUCCUCUUCACCAUGGCGCUGGAGCGGUGCCUGGCCCUGGGGCAGCCGUACUUCUACGAGCGCUUCCUCAGCCCCCGCACGGGCUUGGUGGCCCUGCCCGCCAUCUACACCUUCUCGGCCGCCUUCUGCUCCCUGCCCCUGCUGGGCUUCGGCCGCUACGUCCAGUACUGCCCCGGCACCUGGUGCUUCAUCCAGAUGCACCUGGAUUCCCACCAGAACCGCGGCGGCCGGGGGGCGGCCGGGCUGAACGUCACCUUCUCGCUGCUCUACGCCACCCUGCUCCUCUUCCUCAUCCUGGCCGUGCUGCUCUGCAACCUGAGCGUGAUCGUGAACCUGGCCCGCAUGCACCGCCGCGCGCAGCGGACGCGCCGCGUGGCCACGCUCGAGCAGCCCCGCGCGGCCUCCGGCUGCGGCCGCCGCAUGUUCUCCAUGGCCGAGGAGAUCGACCACCUCCUCCUCCUCUCCAUCAUGACCAUCACCUUCGUCAUCUGCUCCCUGCCCUUCACGAUCCGUGCCUACAUGAACAAGUUCAUCACGGAAGAGGGCGAGCACGAGUGGGACCUGCUCGCCCUGAGGUUCCUCUCCAUCAACUCCAUCGUCGAUCCCUGGGUCUUCGCCAUCCUGAGGCCGCCGGUGCUGCGGUUCCUGCGCUCGGUGCUGUGCUGCCAGGUGACCCCCGCGCUCCCGGACAGACGGACUCCAUGCCCUGCAAAGACAAAACUGGCGGCACAGCUGGGCCCCUGUGAGCCGUAGAUCCAUCAGCCAUUCCAGGAGACUCCUGCCAGGUGAAGCACAGCCCGGACAGGUGUUAACGAAGCUCUGCCUUACGGCCCGUAAAGAGACGUGGCUGCUGUGGGGUGGGCCUGGGGCGGGCCAGGUGUCACCUGGGAAGCCCCUGGAAAGCCAGUGUGGUUUCUCACAGGGCAAAAAAUUACAGUGGGACAAGAUCAGAAGGGCUGAUGAAUACCUGGGAAGGGCUGUAACCCUCAGAUGGGGUGGGUCCUGCAUGGAAAAGGGGGAAGGCUCUGUUUGGCCCUGCUGUGGGAGAGUCAGGGGGUGAAGCAUGGGGGGCUUUGCUAUAACACUGCUGCUGGGGAGGGAUGUUGGGAAGCAGGGCUUCCUGCUGGUGUGCUUCCCAGAAAGGUCCCUG
Pipra filicauda (Wire-tailed manakin) is the source of this 1495-nucleotide messenger RNA. It is a transcript of the gene PTGER2, whose product is annotated as prostaglandin E receptor 2. The record is from RefSeq and is a predicted model, not a curated record. Gene Ontology annotation, cellular component: plasma membrane. The transcript has 2 exons. Gene Ontology annotation, molecular function: prostaglandin E receptor activity. The coding region runs from base 1 to 1098 and encodes 365 amino acids. Lineage: Eukaryota; Metazoa; Chordata; Aves; Passeriformes; Pipridae. Gene Ontology annotation, biological process: positive regulation of cytosolic calcium ion concentration; adenylate cyclase-activating G protein-coupled receptor signaling pathway; inflammatory response.